GGACUUUGACAGGUGAAGAUAAAAAAAAAGAAAAGAAGAUAGAGACGGCGCCGGAGCUGCAACAUGUUUUCGCCCAUGUCGCCCAAAAGUCGGCCGGAGAACGGCUCCGAGCCGGCGCGCGGCGGCGGGGAGCAGAUCUGCAUGGUGGAAUGUGGCUGCGGGCCGGACUGCACCCGACGACUCCACGCACCGGGCUGUGGAAGCAGGACGCGCGCCUCGGACCUGCAGGAGAAUUGCGCUGAUGUCGGGGAACAAGGCCUUGACAACUUGGCCUACGAGUAUGGGAGCCAGAGCGAGCUCUGCCCUCCGCCCAAAGCGGCCUCCAGGGUGACCCUACACCUGCCGGGCCUUGGCACCGAGCACCAGGCCCGAGCCGUCGAGACCAGAGUCUCCAUCCUGAAGGGGGUGUUCGCCGUCGGCUUGUCUUUACCCAGGAGGUUAGCCAAAGUGGACUACGACACCUCGGUCGUCACGACCAAAGAGAUCGCCCUGGAGCUCCAGAGCUUGGGCCACGGCGCGGAGUCGGCGGUGCAGAUCGGGGUGGACGGCAUGCACUGCGACUCCUGCGUGCAGUCCAUCGAGGAACACAUCGCUAUGCUGCUAGGGGUUAUAGAUAUCAAGGUGUCUCUUCAGGACGGCGCGGCGCUGAUCGUGUACCGGCCUCUUCUAAUUACACAGCAGGAACUGAAAGGGGCGAUCGAGGACAUGGGGUUCGAUGCCACCUUGUUAACCGAGGACCCGUCCAUGGACGAUAUAAGCUGCUGGCAGACGGACGCCUCGACCCCGUCCACGGAGACCGUAACCAUCGGGAUCGUAGGGAUGACGUGCGACUCUUGCGUGCGGUCCAUAGAAGGGAGAAUCUCCCAGAUGACCGGAGUGCAGUGCAUAACCGUGUCGCUGGAGGAAGGAAAGGGAACGGUGACCUUUGACCCCUGUCUGACGGAGCCGGAGCUGCUCAGGGCUGCUAUCGAGGACAUGGGCUUCGACGCGUCGCUCCAAGACCCUGCAAAGAGUGGCCAGAGUUAUGAAAAGCCCCGGCCGGCUGGCUCCGGACCUGCUCGCCUUCCUGACUCGCAGACGCCCAACAAGGCGGGGGUCACCAAUGGCACCGGAUCGCACAGGAACCCAAACUACCGCUCCCACUCGCCCGCCGUCAGAGCACAAAAAUGCUUCAUCUGUGUGACGGGAAUGACCUGUGCCUCCUGCGUGUCCAACAUUGAGAAGAACCUGCUCAAACACAAGGGAAUCGUCUCGGUGUUGGUCUCGCUAAUGGCAGGGAAAGCCGAGGUGAAAUACGAUUCAGAGCUCACCGACGCUGUGGCCGUAACUCAGCUCGUGGAAGAGUUGGGCUUCGGGGCCAAAUUGAUAGAGGACAACGUGGUUUCACGCGGGAGGCUGGAUCUCUCCAUAACGGGCAUGACGUGUGCGUCAUGCGUCCACAACAUCGAGUCCAGGCUCACCGCGACCAAAGGGAUCCUCGGGGCGUCCGUCGCCCUCGCCACGCAAAAAGCGCAGAUCCAGUUUGACCCAGAGGUGCUCGGCGCUCGAGAUAUUAUCACGAUCGUGCAGAGCCUUGGAUUCAAGGCCAGUCUGGUGAAGCCGGGCUUGAAGAGCAACCUCGACCACUCAAAGGAAAUCACACAGUGGAAGAACUCCUUCCUGCUCAGCCUCGUGUUCGGCCUGCCUGUCAUGGGCCUCAUGAUCUACAUGAUGGUCAUGGACAGUCAGCACGGGGAACACGGGGGCGCCAUGCCCGAGGAGCAGAACCUGCUGCCGGGCCUCUCCCUCCUCAACCUGGUGUUUUUCCUGCUCUGCACGCCUGUGCAGAUCUUCGGAGGCCGGUAUUUCUACGUCCAGGCCUACCGCUCGUUGAGGCACCGCACGGCCAACAUGGACGUGCUGAUUGUGUUGGCCACCUCCAUUGCCUACAUCUACUCCUGCGUGGUCCUCGUCGUGGCCAUGGCCGAGCAAGCCGCCCAGAGCCCCGUCACCUUCUUCGACACGCCCCCCAUGCUGUUUGUGUUCAUCGCGCUGGGUCGGUGGUUGGAGCAUGUUGCAAAGAGUAAAACCUCAGAGGCUUUGGCCAAGCUGAUGUCACUUCAAGCCACUGACGCCACGGUGGUCACUUUGGGACCCAACCUCUCCAUCAUCAGCGAGGAGCAGGUGGUGGUGGAGCUGGUCCAGCAGGGCGACGUCGUGAAGGUCUCCCCGGGAGGGAAGUUCCCCGUCGACGGCAAAGUGAUCGAGGGAAGCUCCAUGGCAGACGAGUCCUUGAUCACAGGCGAGCCGAUGCCCGUCAGCAAGAAGGUGGGCAGUCGGGUGAUCGCCGGCUCCAUCAACGCUCACGGCGCUCUCCUGGUGGAGGCGACGCACGUCGGCAACGACACGACUCUGUCGCAGAUAGUCAAACUGGUGGAGGAAGCUCAGACCUCCAAGGCGCCCAUCCAGCAGUUUGCGGACAGGCUCAGCGGCUACUUUGUGCCCUUCAUAGUUUUGGUUUCCCUGCUGACGCUGGUGGCCUGGAUCGCGAUCGGGUUCGUCGAUUUUGACGUGGUGAUGGAGAACUUCCCGGGCUACAACCAGAAUAUCUCCAAGGCGGAGGUUGUCGUGCGCUUUGCCUUCCAGGCGUCCAUCACCGUUCUGUCCAUCGCCUGCCCUUGCUCUCUGGGGCUGGCGACCCCGACUGCGGUCAUGGUGGGCACGGGGGUCGGAGCUCAGAACGGGAUCCUCAUCAAAGGAGGCGAGCCGCUGGAGAUGGCCCAUAAGAUUGGCGUGGUGAUGUUUGACAAGACCGGCACAAUCACGAACGGCGUGCCUCGGGUGACCCGCGUGCUGGUGCUGUGGGAGAUGGCCCGCAUGCCACUGAGGAAGAUCCUGGCGGUGGUUGGCACAGCAGAGGCCAGCAGCGAGCACCCGCUGGGCAUGGCGGUCGCCAAACACUGCAAAGAUGAGCUGGGCAGCGACGUGCUGGGCUACUGCCAGGACUUCCAGGCGGUGCCCGGCUGUGGGAUCAGCUGCCGCGUGUCGAGCGUGGAGCAUCUCCUUCAGCAGCAGGGCGACGAGCGCUUCCUGCUCCUGGGAGCCACCACGGACGAGAGCAGCCUGCUGUCUGCCGCCGAGGCCCCGUCUGCAGGUGAAGGGUCGUCUAACUCUGUGCUGAUAGGAAACAGAGAAUGGAUGAGGAGGAACGGUCACCAUAUUGGAGCGGACGUUGACGCCGCCAUGUGCAGCCAUGAGACCAAAGGGCAGACGGCCGUCCUGGUGGCUAUAGACGGUGUGCUGUGCGCCAUGUUGGCAAUUGCGGACACGGUGAAAGCAGAGUCGGCGUUGGCGGUGCACACGCUCCAAAGCAGGGGCAUCGAGGUGGUCAUGAUAACAGGAGACAACAGGCGCACGGCCAAGGCGAUCGCUGCACAGGUGGGGAUCAGAAAGGUGUUCGCAGAGGUGCUGCCGUCCCACAAGGUGGCCAAAGUGCAAGAGCUGCAGCAGCGAGGCCUGCGAGUUGCCAUGGUUGGAGACGGCGUCAACGACUCUCCCGCCCUCGCCCGCGCCGACGUCGGCAUCGCCAUUGGCACGGGGACGGAUGUGGCCAUCGAGGCGGCGGACAUCGUCCUGAUCCGAAACGAUCUGCUGGACGUGGUGGCGAGCAUCGAGCUGUCGAAGAAGACGGUGCGGCGGAUACGGAUCAACUUCGUCUUCGCUCUCAUCUACAACCUUGUGGGAAUACCAAUCGCCGCCGGUGUGUUCAUGCCCGCAGGCCUGGUGCUCCAACCCUGGAUGGGCUCGGCUGCGAUGGCUGCCUCGUCCGUUUCCGUGGUGCUAUCGUCUUUACUGCUGAGAAUGUAUAAGAAAACCCCUGUGGAGCUGUACGAGGUGUGCGCCAGAGGCCAGAUGAGGAGCCUCCGGUCGUCUCAGAUCAGCACACAUCUGGGCGUGGACGGCCGGCGGUGGAGCCCAGCGCCCGCCGCCGCGGCUCGCCGACAGCAGAGCGCCGCAGCCCAGCCCGCCCUCCCCGGUCAGGGACCGUCCGUUGUAUCCGUGCAGGAGCAGCAGGACCGCUACUCGCUCCUGGACCACCAGACCGCAGAGGACCUUAAUGUGUAGCCAAAGGGGAAAAAAAGGGAAGAAGGGCCGAGGAAGCCUCUGCCUGGUUCUCGUGUUUACAACAAUUUCCGUGAAGCUGUUGGUUUCAAUACUUCUGUGUUCGUGUAAAAGACCCGGCUACUCUUGCCCUGAAACUCAAAAGUAUUUUUGUUUAUUUUGGCGCCCAUUCAUCUUGAGCUUCAAAUCAACACUAAUCUCUCCCUUUCUUAUUGGACAUGUCUGAAUAUGGAGCUGCUAACACUCAGUUUGACUGUUUGGGAUUUUUUUAAUUUUUAUGUCUGAUUCCAUGGAGGGCAACAGGUUUUAAGUUGAUACAUAAAAUAAGUUUGCUUGCUUUUUACAUAAA
Molecule: messenger RNA, 4450 nt
Organism: Scophthalmus maximus (turbot)
Lineage: Eukaryota; Metazoa; Chordata; Actinopteri; Pleuronectiformes; Scophthalmidae
Gene: atp7b
Product: ATPase copper transporting beta
Exons: 21
Coding region: 64-4104 (1346 amino acids)
Biological process (GO): monoatomic cation transport; copper ion homeostasis
Cellular component (GO): trans-Golgi network; membrane; perinuclear region of cytoplasm
Molecular function (GO): ATP hydrolysis activity; P-type divalent copper transporter activity; copper ion binding
Source: RefSeq, a predicted model, not a curated record